AUGCCGCCGCCGCCUGAGCAGGAAUUACGACAACUCCAGGAAACAGAAAUCGAGGCCUUACGCGCCAUAUUUUGUGAAGACUUUGAGCAGAUCCGCACGCGACUCUUGCUACCCCCUUUGAGUUCAGACUCAAGCUUCGGGCGGAAGAAGUCGAACUCCAAGAUCGAGUCAGGAUUAACUUACGUGUUUCCUCGCCUAUAUCCCACCACUCGGCCCACUUUGGUCCUUGAAGAUGCAAUUGGACUUUCUCCAGCGCAGCUUUCGGAACUUCAAGAACAACUUGGCGCCAAAACUAGUCAGCUUAUCGGCUCAGAGAUGAUGUAUGAACUGGCGACCUUUGUAGCCGAGUUUAUUACUGAGCACAACACGACCAUACCACCCAACGACCACCUGUCACUCAUCGAGGAGAGAGUGAAUCGAGUAACAGAAGCUGAACGCCAACAACGACUGGCCAUUGAAGCUGAAAAUGCACGGCAAUUGACUCUCAAAUCUCAUGAAGAUCUUGAAUUGGCAAGACAAAUUCAAAAGGAUAUCGAUGACAGACAUGAACUUCUGAAGCGCGAACGGGAGAAAGCCAAUGUCAAUACAAACAAUCAGCAUGAUAUCAAGUCGACGGCACGUCUGCCAUUCGGAAAUCUAAUCGAGAUUCCACUCCCCACAGGUCCAUUGAAAAUCCAAGUUGGCUUUGAAGUUCUUGAUGGAUUCCUCGGGAGUGUCUAUCAUGUUCAGGUAUCCAACGUUGGACCGGCUCAAUUGACUAUUGUACAUCCACAUGGUCGCUAUUAUCAUACCCAAGGCCAGAAGAUGCUAUCAAAAGUCGCUAGCGAUCUAGAUACCCUUCGGAAUAUAAGUGACCCACAUGUCCAAUCGAUUUACGGUUCUGAACUGGUAGGAACCAAGUUGACAGUGGUUAGCGAAUCUCUUCCUGGGAACUCUGUGCGUGAUGUCUUGGAUCAAUGCGGUCCUUUCAAAUCGGAAAAAGCAUUGGAUUGCUUAGAGCAGAUUUUAAGCGGAUUGAAGGCUAUACACCAUGCACAUCUUGUCCACAGAGUAAUCAAACCCGAAAACAUUUUUAUCUGCUCUCCCAAAGAACGAACCAAGAAGCCUGUGUUCAAGCUUGGCAAUGUGUCAUGGUUUCAACGACUUUGGGAUCUGUGCAAAUCCAACCCAUUUUGCGAACUUCCACCUGAUUCUCAACGACCAGAUCUAUGGAUUCACCCCAAUACGCUUCGAGAUCCAUUGGCUUAUGAUAGAGAACGUGACCUGUUUGAUCUGGGGGUGACAUUUGCUCAGAUGCUAUUUGGUGAACUUUGGCCCAAAUGGGACUCUCCAAUCGUUUUCCUUCACAACUUGCCUGUUGAUUAUCCGUCAAUUUUUCGAGAGCUGCUGGGAAGUUUGCUCCUCAACAGUAAGAAAAACAAUGCACAACAUCUACUGGAUAAAUUGUCAAAUUUCAAAAGAAUGACAAAGGAAAUUUGCUCAGCUCCAGCACGUCCUCCAUCACAUGGCCAGAAUUGGGAAAAGCCUGCGAAUCAGGUUGUGCCACAUGGAGUGUUUUGGCAACCUCAGGGCACCACGUACUCUCGAUACAGAAAUGACUUCGAAGAAGUAGAGUUUCUAGGUAAGGGCGGCUUUGGCGAAGUUUUAAAGGCUCGAAAUAAGCUCGACAAUCGAUUCUAUGCAAUUAAGAAGAUUUCCCUGCCCACGGAUCCUCGAGAAGAGACCAAAAUCCUUAGAGAAGUCACCAUCCUUUCCAGGAUGUCACAUCCACACAUUGUGAGAUAUCAUGCGUGUUGGAUAGAGGCAACCACCAUACCCCCGAGCUCUAGCAACUCAGAAUUCAGCCAAGUCAGCAGCGGUAUCCAAUCCUCUGAACUACAGACCGUUGGACGUCUCUCGUUUUCUCGCCCAAAUUCAGAUAACGACGGCGAGAGCGAAGACUCGCAGACUUCCGGUACCAGUAGUAGCGUCGAUGGGGGCGACAAUGCCACAAUUCACGAAUUUCAACUCGGCCUUGACGACAUGGAUUUCUUGUCUAUCCAUCAUGGUGAUUCGAUGCCAAGCAUCCGGUUUGGAGAUUCUAGUCAAUCUCAGUCAAUGUGCAUGGUCAAUUCAACCAGUCGCACGGCCAGUGAUGAUGCUACGCCCUCUCCUGAUAAUAGUAAAGGGUCUCGAGAAGCCGAUAAGUUUUCGAUCAGAAGAAUGCUUUUCAUGCAGAUGGAAUUUGUCGAUAGUCUCACUUUACGAGAGGCGAUAGAUCAAGGUAUCGAAAGUGAUCGCCAGAUUUGGAGGAUUUCGCGCCAGAUCCUUUCUGGCAUGGCGUACUAUACAUCGCUCAACGUAAUACAUCGCGAUUUAAAGCCCAGUAACAUCUUUUUGGAUGUCCAGGGAGAAGUGAGAAUAGGAGAUUUUGGUUUGGCUGUCAAUCAAAAUGGGUUGGAGGUGGAAGGGUCGUGUGGGCCCAUGCCUAUGAAUGCAGAACUUACCUCAGGCGUUGGAACGGCGCUUUACAUUGCACCUGAAACUGUUGAAGCUCGUCACCUACGGGCCAAACAUCUGGAAAAAAUUGACAUUUAUAGCUUUGGGAUUGUUUUGUUUGAAAUGUUCCACAGAAUGAAAACUGUUCACGAGCGCAUACAAAUUAUCAAGAAUUUGAGGAGUGCAGAAAUCCAGUUUCCCUCGAACUGGAACGACGAACCGAAUGGUGUCAAGACUAGGAUCAUCAAAUGGUGUCUUAAUCAUACGGCAGAACUUAGGCCAUCCCCCACUGAACUGUUAAAAAGCAACUUAUUCCCACCCCAGCCCGAAGAUGAAAACAUUGAAGAAAUCACCCGGCUUAUCUCACGACCAGGCCAUGCUAUGUUUCGACCCUACCUUGCAUCCUUGUUUGAUCAACCUCUACCCGACCGCAUUCGUCGCGAUUUUGCCUAUGAUUUUCACACGGCCGACACCUCUCAAAAGAUAUUGGACAACCCCUUCCGGACUUUGAUCUGCGAUCAUUUGACUGAAAGGUUCUGCCUACGCGGUGCUGUCAAUGUUGAAAGUCCUGUAUUAGUGCCUUAUACAGACAUCGACAAUCCUUCCUUGGUCAAACUCUUGGACUCUGAAGGUACCGUCGUGACAUUACAUUUCGACGCCACAAUCCCCUUUGCUAGGACAGUGGCCAGGGAUGAAUCCCUCAUCAGAUUGAAAAGGUUUAGCUUGUCUCCAAUGUAUCGUCAAAAUCCAGCCGGAGGCCAACCGAUCACAAUACCAGUCUCAAGUUAUGAUAUUGUUUCUCCUACUCGAACUUUAGCAGCGGAGUCAGAGUUAGCAACGUUUCUCUACGAUGCCCUCCGAUCGCUUCCGCUAGGUGGAUCGUUUGAGCAUGUAUUAAGCCACAAUAAACUAUGGGAUGCCAUCUUUUUAGAUAUACCUGCACAUCAACGCACGCCACUGCAAAGGAUGAUUGAAAAUUACAACGCCACAAACUCGCCCAGUUGGUCUGAGUUAUCAACUGAGUUGGCAGACAGUGGCGGGAUAUCAAAAACAACCCUUGAUAUCAUUAAAAAGGCAUUUGAUAUUCGUGUCAAAGCGCAUCUCCUUGGCCCUUCGUCUCCAUCAUACAAUAACUUUCGCCUUCAAGAAGCCAUUGAUGAUUUGGAAAUAGUAAUCAAGUUCGCCAAAUUACUUGGAAUGCAAGGGACCGUCGUUAUUUGGCCUCUGUUGGUUCCUCAACACCGCGACCAUUCGAAUGGGGUCUUUUUUAAUACCUGUGAUAGUCGCAAAGGAAAAGUGUUGGCAGCUGGUGGAAGAUUCGACGGUCUCGUUCAGAAGUUGGUACCUCCUGGACUCGGGCAAUCCCAAUUAAGGAGUCAUUUGGUUAGCGUGAGCUUGCACGUUUCGCGUCUGAGUCUUGCUGUUGCUAGGCAUGUACAGAUAUCAAGCACUACCUCUUGGAUGCCCCGAAGGUGCGAUGUAUACGUCAUGUCGUUUGCGCCUGGUUUACUGAAAGACAGGCUAGAAGUAACAAGGGAAUUGUGGGCGGGUGGGAUCAGUGCAGACUUGAUGUACGAUGGAGAGACACAAUGGUCGUCUCCCGAAGCGGUCCUGCAAAGCUGCCGGCGGGAAGGAAUAAUAUACGCUAUCAUUGUCAAAGCUCCUAAUCCAUACAAGGAUCAAGUAGUCAAGGUGAAAAGUCUAUCCCAAAAAACCGAGCACGAAAUUCCUCUUCAUGAACUAUCAACUUGGUUAGACAAUGCCUUGCAUGAGCAUGCACGCUCUGAAUCAGCAAGCGGUAGCUUGAAAGCCCUGCACGAGGGUCAUAUGCUUCUAGGAAAACUAAGCACAAAGGUCGACAAGCUGUAUAUGAGAGGGCCUUCGAAGCGAUCAGCGAUAAGAUAA
Molecule: messenger RNA, 4383 nt
Organism: Puccinia triticina
Lineage: Eukaryota; Fungi; Basidiomycota; Pucciniomycetes; Pucciniales; Pucciniaceae
Exons: 29
Coding region: 1-4383 (1460 amino acids)
Biological process (GO): regulation of translational initiation by eIF2 alpha phosphorylation; DNA damage checkpoint signaling
Molecular function (GO): eukaryotic translation initiation factor 2alpha kinase activity; ATP binding; protein binding
Source: RefSeq, a predicted model, not a curated record